Molecule: messenger RNA, 1557 nt
Organism: Oppiella nova
Lineage: Eukaryota; Metazoa; Arthropoda; Arachnida; Sarcoptiformes; Oppiidae
Source: the annotation of a GenBank genome assembly
AUGAUUGGCGACAACCCGUCCAUAGGCGCUAAGAGGCCGGGCGUGAGUUGGCGUCACGCGAGCGCCGGUGCCCUCAGCGGGUGUGCGACCCGUUUCGUGACCCAACCGUUUGAUGUGAUUAAGAUUAGGUUUCAGCUCCAGUUGGAGCCCAUCCACCGCAAGAGCACCACAUCUAAGUACAGGUCCAUCGGACAGACGGUGCGCACCAUCGCCGCAGAGGAGGGCCUCUCCGGCCUCUGGAAGGCCCACCUCUGCGCCCAACUCUUGUCGUGUGUCUACGGAAUGAUUCAGUUCUCGACCUUUGAAUUGUACACUCAGUUAGUGAACAGAUCAUCGCUGGUCACCACUACCGGUGCGAAUGAUCCCCAGCGACAGCCCUUUCUGUCCACUCAUCAGCCAUUAGUGCACUUCUGUUGCGGGUCUUUGGCCGGACUGAGCGCCACUCUCGUCGCCCAUCCUAUUGAUGUGAUUCGCACCAGAAUUAUAGCCCAAUCGGAGCCCAAGACCUACACGUCGACCCCCAACGCCUUCAAGACCAUUGUCCGGACGGAGGGCUAUCGGGCGCUGUUCAGGGGUUUAGUGCCAACUCUUAUCCAAAUCGCGCCGUUGACUGGCAUUCAGUUCACUGUCUAUAAUAAGUCUCAACGGCUUUGGGACACAUAUGUGGGACCGAUGCAGUUGUCUGAAGAACACCGAAGAAGUGAUAAAAUGCAAAGAUUUCUGUUUUUUGAGAAGACAUUCAUCUGCGGCGGUGUCGCGGGUCUGACCGCAAAGCUAACUGUCUAUCCGAUGGACUUAAUUAAGAAACGCCUUCAGGUGGAGGGCUUCCAGAAGGCGAGACAAGGCUUCGGCGCCGUCGCCACAUAUAAUGGGUUCAUAGACUGUGUCCUCAAAAUCAUGAGACAGGAGAAUGUGUUCGCCUUUUAUAAGGGCCUCAGCCCUAGCCUUAUGAAGGCUGCCGUCACUACGGCUCUCAACUUCUCUCUCUAUGAAAAUAAGGAGUCACCGAAACCGCGGUCUCCAAGAAAGUCUAAACCUCGCGCCAAAAGGGACGGUAAGGAUAUUGUGCCGAAGGAUAACUGGAAUCAGUUUGAAAUCAGUGGUAAAGUUAAGGAAUCGGUUCUGAAGUUCAAAAUACCCGAAGAGUUUCAGACAGUAGACGAUUGCUUGAAGGCUCAGAAGCUCAUUAAGAAGGAGCAGUUAGGGUCGGGUGCCUUUGCACAUGUGUAUCGGGUGAUUGAUAUUGAAACCAAAGACGAGAAGGCCGUGAAGUCAUUCAAAUUAGACGAUAGGCUUUCCCCUAAAGAAACGAUUGAUAACUUCAUGACUGAGCUGAUGGUGAUGACAGUCCUCGACAAACACCCGAAUAUCGUCCAAAUCUACGGCUCUUUCAUAAUAAUCGACAGUUUGAAGAAACAGAGGAAGUGUUACAUAAUCAUGGAGUUAGCAAACGGAGGCACAGUAUUGGACAGUAUGAUCGCCAGUAUGGGCCCCAACGGACCCGUAUACCAGCCGUUAGGUGAAGACAAGGCGAAAGACUAUUUCAGCCAAAUAUUU